AUGCACCUCUUAUCUUCCUCCCCGCUGGUCGCCUUCCUCCUCCUCUCCCUAUUCCAAAUCUCCGUCCUCGCCGGCCCAAGCAUCGCCGACAAUGGAAAAUUCCAGUUAGUCACUCGACAACAGGCCACGACCAGCUGCGCCGAAUAUUCAAUGCUAGCGAACUACUCCACAAUCGGCCUCAACUCAACUUACCGAGCUGCGUUCAUACAAGCCUCACCCCAGGGCACCGAUCCUUCAACGGCAAUUGUCGAUGGGGCAACGAAGAAAUUCAACAGCUUGAAGUUGAAGUUUGAUACGGCCGUGAAUGCCCAGUGCGGGAAUUUGUCGACGCUGGCGGUGGUGGAGGCGGAGAAGAAUUUCACUAUGGGAAUUGUGGGCCCUUUUACGAUCAAGAAGACGACGAAUGCGGGGGUGAGGGUUGGAGGUGAUGGUGGAUUGGGGACGGCGGCUUUAGUGGCUUUGGUAGUGGGUGCUGGGCUGUGGUUGUAG
This is a messenger RNA of Venustampulla echinocandica, 489 nucleotides long. RefSeq lists its product as uncharacterized. The record is from RefSeq and is a predicted model, not a curated record. The transcript has a single exon. NCBI's taxonomy places the organism in Eukaryota, Fungi, Ascomycota, Leotiomycetes, Helotiales, Pleuroascaceae. The coding region runs from base 1 to 489 and encodes 162 amino acids.